This is a messenger RNA of Akanthomyces muscarius, 1017 nucleotides long. RefSeq lists its product as uncharacterized. The transcript has 4 exons. Gene Ontology annotation, cellular component: plasma membrane. The coding region runs from base 1 to 1017 and encodes 338 amino acids. NCBI's taxonomy places the organism in Eukaryota, Fungi, Ascomycota, Sordariomycetes, Hypocreales, Cordycipitaceae. The record is from RefSeq and is a predicted model, not a curated record.
AUGCCUGUUUCCACCAGAGCGGCAAGCCUACUUUUGGCCUUUUCGGCCCUUGCCGGUUAUGCGUCCGCUAUCGAAGUUAAUAUCUGUUCGGAUUUCAACACUGCAUCGGGCAGCGCAAACUCGUCCAACCUUCAAUCCAAUGGUCUUUGCUCGGACUUCUGCCGCGGCAGCUACGUUUUUGCCAUCACAUCGCACCAGAACUGCUGGUGUUCCAACUACGCCCCUGCCAAGGCCGACGUCCUUGAUACCACGGCUUGCAAUUUUGGCUGCCUCGGCUACCCUUACGAAUUCUGUGGCACCAAGGACAAGGACGGCUACAGCUAUCUCAGUCUGGGCCCCCAACCGUCUGGUACCAAGGGCUCAGGCGAUAGCGGCCCCUCUUCAACCGAUUCCUCCUCGUCUACCUCUUCUUCCACCACCUCUAAACCCGAAUCAACGACGUCUUCGUCAAGUACCUCGUCUCCGUCCACGACGCAGUCAAGCUCCUCAUCUUCCCAAACCUCGAGCAGCAUCAUCUCAACCGUCACGGUGGACGGUAAGGUAACGACAGUCAUUGUGAUGCCAUCGGCUACUGGCGAUACCAGUCAAGAAAACAAGCCUGUCCCUGCCGGCGGUAGCUCCGGUCUCGGCGGCGGUGCUAUUGCCGGCAUUGUCAUUGGCGCCGUUGCUGGCAUUGCCCUUCUUGGCUUGCUCAUCUGGUUUCUGCUGCGUCGCCGCAAGCAAAACCCCGAUGACGAGUUCAGAGACGAUCCUAGUGUGCGUGGCAGCUCUCGCGGCCGAAUGGGCUCUCACCAGCACGACCUGAGCAUAGCGGGCUCGGCGCCCUCACCGGGUUCGGCAGGCAACCGUAACAGUAUGUUGCAGGUUGAUCCUCGUAUGGACCCGUUCAAGCAGAAUCUUUACGCUCGAAACGCAAGCACCGAAAGCGUGAACACCCUACGCGACGAACACGACUACUCGAGACGUAUCCAGGCGCCCAAGGUCCUCCGAGCGACAAACCCCGACCCCGACCCGUAA